Hypanus sabinus (Atlantic stingray) is the source of this 10366-nucleotide messenger RNA. RefSeq names its product plexin-A1-like. Gene Ontology annotation, biological process: semaphorin-plexin signaling pathway involved in axon guidance; negative regulation of cell adhesion; regulation of cell shape. The coding region runs from base 389 to 6043 and encodes 1884 amino acids. The record is from RefSeq and is a predicted model, not a curated record. Lineage: Eukaryota; Metazoa; Chordata; Chondrichthyes; Myliobatiformes; Dasyatidae. The transcript is spliced from 32 exons. Gene Ontology annotation, cellular component: semaphorin receptor complex. Gene Ontology annotation, molecular function: protein binding; semaphorin receptor activity.
GCAGUGUUGCGAGCUAAUUAUGGCAAGGACGUUCACUCAUUCACACAGUGAGUAUUUCGGGCCCUUUUGCACAGAACUGUACACGUUACAACCAGAGAUACAAGGUUUCCUGCAUUCUGAUACAGCCAAGUAGCAAGCAAGCAAUCGCGCUGGUUGUUUCCAUGUGAUUUCUUUGUUAGAACAGUUUUUUUUUAAUGCGACCGGGGAACAUUUCUGAGCCGGCCGAGGAUUCCGUGUGAGCAGCGUGUUCGCCGCUGCGUCCACCACCUCUCCAGCCGGGAGGAUGACAUAGGCGAGGGGGCUUUCCCGAGCAAGCGGUCUCGCAGGGUCUACUACAUCCGAGUGGCGGCAGGAGGCGGGAGAGAGAGAGACGGCGCUGGGGAGCGGGAUGGCGGAGCGGUGGGCUGGCUAUCUGUGGGCCUUCCACCUGGUAUCCCACCUGGUUGCCCUGGCGACCGGGGCCCACCCACCUUUCAGGACCUUCGGAGCCUCCGAUACCAGCCUAACCCACCUCGCGGUCCACCAGGGGACGGGGGUGGUCUACGUGGGGGCCGUGGACAGGAUCUAUAAGUUGGCGAGCAACCUGAGCUUGCUGCGCUCCCACGUUACGGGUCCCGUGGAGGACAAUGUGCGCUGCUACCCGCCACCUAGCGUGCAAUCCUGCCCCCAUCCGCUGGCCCUCACCCGCAACGUCAACAAGCUCCUGCUUAUAGACUACGCCCAGAACCGCCUCAUCGCCUGUGGGAGCACCUUCCAGGGCAUCUGCCAGUUCCUGCGGCUGGAUGACCUCUUCAAGUUGGGGGAGCCCCACCACCGGAAGGAGCACUACCUUUCUAGCGUUAGCGAGGCAGCCACCAUGUCUGGUGUAAUCAUCUCUGGCCCCAACAGCACCAACAACAAACUCUUCAUUGGCACGCCUAUCGAUGGCAAGUCGGAGUAUUUCCCCACCCUCUCCAGCCGGAAACUGAUGGUCAACGAGGAGAACGCGGAGAUGUUUGGCUUUGUCUACCAGGAUGAGUUUGUCUCCUCACAGCUGAAGAUCCCAUCGGACACGCUGUCCAAGUUCCCGGCCUUUGAUAUCUACUACAUCUACAGCUUCAGCAGCGAGCAGUUCGUCUACUACCUGACCCUUCAACUCGACACCCAGCUAACGUCGCCGGAUUCCAGCGGUGAGCAGUUCUUCACCUCAAAGAUCGUCCGGCUGUGCGUGGGCGACCCCAAGUUCUACUCCUACGUCGAGUUUCCCAUUGGCUGCUUGAAGGAUGGCGUGGAGUAUCGGCUCAUUCAGGACGCCUACCUGGCCAAACCGGGCAAGUACCUGGCUCGCUCCCUGAAGAUCUCUGAAAAGGAGGACAUCCUCUUCACCGUCUUCUCCCAGGGGCAGAAGAACCGGAUGAAGCCGCCCAAGGAGUCUGCCCUCUGCCUGUUCACGUUGAGGAAGAUUAAGGAGAAGAUUAAAGACAGGAUCCAGUCCUGCUACAGGGGGGAAGGGAAGCUCUCAUUGCCUUGGCUACUCAACAAGGAACUGGCCUGCAUAAAUUCCCCCUUGCAGAUUGAUGACGACUUCUGCGGACAAGACUUCAACCAGCCUCUGGGUGGGACGACCCUGGUGGAGGGCAUCCCGCUCCUCGUCGACGGAGAGGAUGGCAUGACGUCCAUUGCUGCCUACGACUACAGGGGCCACUCCGUGGCCUUCUUUGGGACCAGGAGUGGGAAGAUCAAAAAGGUCUUGGUUGAUUCCAUUGGCCCCGGUUCCGGAGGUCCGUUGCUAUACGAGAAUGUGACCAUCGCCGAGGGAAGCCCCAUACUCCGUGACCUGGUCUUCAGUCCCGAUUACCAGCACAUCUACGCAAUGACUGACAAGCGGGUGAGUCGUGUGCCAGUGGAGAGCUGUGAGCAGUAUGAGAGCUGUGAACUGUGUCUGGGCUCCAGGGACCCUCACUGCGGCUGGUGUGUCCUGCACAACGUCUGCUCCCGGAAGGAUAAGUGUGACCGGGCGAACGAGUAUCAACGCUUCGCCUCCAACUUGCGUCAGUGCGUCCAGCUGAGCGUGCAGCCUCGGAACAUCUCCGUCACCACCUCUGAGGUCCUGUUAAUUCUACAAACCCGCAACGUUCCCGACCUUUCCACCGGAGUUAACUGUUCCUUUGAAGACUUCACGGAGACAGAGGGUCGGAUCAUGGAUGGCCGGAUCUACUGUCGCUCACCCUCUGCCAAAGACAUCAUUCCUAUCACCAAGGGCCAGGGAGACAAGCGGGUGGUGAAGCUGUACCUCAAGUCCAAGGAGACCGGCAAGAAGUUUGCCAGCACGGACUUUGUGUUCUACAACUGCAGUGUUCACCAGUCUUGUCUCUCCUGUGUUGACGGCUCUUUCCCCUGCCACUGGUGCAAGUAUCGACACAUCUGUACCCAGAACGCGGCCGACUGCUCCUUCCAAGAAGGGCGAGUGAACACGUCAGAGGACUGCCCGCAGAUUCUCCCCUCCACAGAGAUCUUCAUCCCAGUGGGAGUGGUGAAGCCGAUCACGCUGGCCGCCAAGAACCUACCCCAGCCUCAGUCAGGCCAACGAAGCUACGAGUGCAUCUUCAACAUCCAGGGGACCAUGCACCGCGUGCCUGCCCUACGAUUCAACAGCUCCAGGGUGCAGUGUCAGAACACCUCGUACAUGUACGAAGGAAAUGACAUCAGUGAUCUUCCUGUGAAUCUCUCCGUCGCAUGGAACGGGAACUUCGUCAUCGACAACCCAGCCAACAUUAAAGCUCACCUGUACAAGUGCACUGCCUUACGGGAGAGCUGCGGACUUUGCCUGAAGGCGGACCCCAAGUUUGAGUGCGGCUGGUGUGUGCAGGAGAAGAGGUGUGUUCUUCAACCCGACUGCCAGGCGCCGGGCAGCAGCUGGAUGCACCAAAGCAGCAGCAACAGCAGGUGUACUAAUCCCAGGAUCACCAAGCUGGUGCCCGAGACUGGGCCGAAGGAGGGAGGAACCAGGCUGACCAUCACCGGCGUGAACCUGGGCCUGAAGUUCUCCGAGAUCCGCUACGGGGUGCACGUGGGACGGGUCCGCUGCAACCCCAUCCAAGAGGAAUACAUCAGCGCCGAGCAGAUCGUGUGUGACAUGGAGCAGGCCAUGCCCCAAGUGGCUGACAGAGGUUACGUGGAGGUCUGUGUUGUGGACUGCAACGAUGACUACCGGGCUAUCUCAUCAGAACCCUUCACCUUCGUGACGCCAAGGUUUAACAAGGUGGUCCCCUCCCAAGGCCCCGUCUCCGGGGGCAGCCGGGUGACAAUCAUGGGCGUCCACCUCGAUGCCGGCAGUUCUGUGGAGGCCUACAUCGGAGAUAAUGGAAUCUGCCGCUUUGAAAGGAGGACUUCAGGGGAGAUUAUCUGUGUGACAUCUGCCUCGAUCACGGGCACCGGUCCAGCUUCCAUCCGAGUCCACAUCAACCGGGCUCAACUGCAAAACCCCAACGUUAAGUACAACUACACGGACGACCCCACCAUCUCCAAAAUCGAGCCGGAAUGGAGCAUUUGCAGUGGUGGGACGCCUCUCACUGUGACAGGUACCAACUUCGCCACAAUUCAGGAGCCCAGGAUUCGAGCGAAAUAUGGCAAAGAUCAGUCGACAAAUGAGUGCCGGGUGUUGAACGAUACGGCCAUGGUUUGCAAAGCCCCCUCCAUCGCACACAGCGGCCACAACUCGUUGGACGGCCCAGUUCAACCGGACGAGGUUGGCUUUGUCAUGGACAAUGUCCAGUCUGUGCUGAUCAUCAACGGGACCGGCUUCACCUACUACCCUGACCCCUCCUUCGAGAUGCUGAGUCCUUCAGGGUCGUUGGAGCUGAAACCCAGCUCCCCAGUGAUACUGAAGGGGCGGAAUCUGAUCCCCAAUGCGCCAGGCAACGUCAAGCUGAACUACACGGUGCUGAUCGGCGACAACCUGUGCGUGCUGACUGUCUCGGAGACGCAGCUCCUGUGUGAACCUCCCAAUCUGACUGGCGAGCAUAAAGUCCUGAUCCAGGUGGGGGGCCUGGAGUUCUCUCCCGGGAUCCUCCACAUUUACUCGGAUAGCCUGCUGACCCUUCCAGCGGGUUUUGGCAUUGGGGGAGGUGGCCUUCUCCUGCUGCUCAUCAUCAUCGUCGUGCUCAUCGCCUACAAGCGGAAGUCCCGCGAUGCCGACCGCACCCUGAAGCGCCUACAGCUGCAGAUGGACAACCUUGAGUCACGGGUGGCUCUGGAAUGCAAGGAAGCUUUCGCUGAGCUGCAGACGGAUAUCCACGAGCUCACCAGCGAUCUGGACGGAGCCGGGAUUCCAUUCCUCGACUACCGAACCUACGCCAUGAGGGUCCUUUUCCCAGGAAUAGAGGAUCACCCGGUGCUCAAGGAGAUGGAGGUGAAUGCCAACGUGGAGAAGGCGCUGACGCUCUUUGGGCAGCUGCUGAACAAGAAGGUCUUCCUGCUGACCUUCAUCCGCACGCUGGAGGCCCAGCGGAGCUUCUCGAUGCGGGACCGAGGGAAUGUGGCCUCACUCAUCAUGACGGCCCUCCAGGGCGAGAUGGAGUACGCCACCGGGGUCCUCAAGCAGCUCCUCUCCGACUUGAUAGAGAAGAAUUUAGAGAGCAAGAACCACCCGAAACUACUGCUCAGGAGGACUGAGUCGGUUGCAGAGAAGAUGCUAACGAAUUGGUUUACCUUCCUGUUGUACAAGUUCCUGAAGGAGUGCGCAGGGGAGCCGCUUUUCAUGCUGUACUGCGCCAUCAAGCAGCAGAUGGAGAAAGGACCGAUCGACGCCAUCACGGGUGAAGCUCGCUACUCGCUGAGCGAGGACAAGCUUAUCCGGCAGCAGAUCGACUACAAGACAGUGACCCUGAAUUGUGUGAACCCAGACAACGAGAAUGCCCCUGAGAUCCCAGUCAAGGUGCUGAACUGUGACACGGUCACGCAGGUGAAGGACAAGUUACUGGACGCCUGCUACAAGGGCGUCCCGUACUCUCAGCGACCCAAGGCAGCGGACAUGGACCUCGAAUGGCGACAGGGAAGGAUAGCACGGAUAAUUCUCCAGGACGAAGACGUGACAACGAAGAUCGAUAAUGACUGGAAGCGUCUCAACACUCUGGCACACUACCAGGUCACAGAUGGAUCAUUGAUAGCACUUGUACCGAAACAGACCUCAGCAUAUAAUAUAUCCAAUUCUUCCACCUUCACCAAGUCUCUCAGUCGCUAUGAGAGCAUGCUGAGAACGGCGAGCAGUCCCGACAGCCUCCGCUCUCGGACGCCGAUGAUCACACCUGACCUGGAGAGCGGCACCAAGCUCUGGCAUCUGGUCAAGAACCACGACCAUAUGGACCAGAGGGAAGGAGACCGCGGCAGCAAGAUGGUGUCCGAAAUCUACCUUACCCGCCUGCUCGCUACCAAGGGAACCCUGCAGAAGUUUGUGGAUGAUCUCUUUGAGACGAUAUUCAGCACAGCACACAGGGGCAGUGCCCUCCCUCUUGCAAUCAAGUAUAUGUUUGACUUCCUGGAUGAACAGGCGGACAAGCACCAGAUCACGGACCACGAUGUCCGACACACGUGGAAGAGUAACUGUCUACCUCUACGAUUUUGGGUGAACGUAAUUAAGAAUCCUCAGUUUGUCUUUGACAUUCACAAGAACAGUAUUACCGACGCCUGCCUCUCAGUGGUUGCCCAGACCUUCAUGGACUCCUGUUCCACCUCUGAGCACAAGCUGGGCAAGGACUCGCCCUCAAAUAAACUACUGUACGCAAAGGACAUUCCAAACUACAAGAACUGGGUGGAGAGGUACUAUGCUGAUAUCUCGAAGAUGCCCGUGAUCAGCGACCAGGACAUGAGUGCCUAUCUGGCUGAACAGUCUCGACUACACUUAAGCCAGUUUAACAGUAAUAGUGCACUCCACGAGAUCUACACCUACAUCAAUAAGUACAGGGACGAGAUUCUGACGACUCUGGAGAAAGACGAGCAGGCGCGGAGGCAGCGACUGCGCAGCAAACUGGACCAAGUGAUCGACGCUAUGGCUUGCAGCAGCUGAGAUCCCGUCGGAGAGGAGAGAGAGAGAGAGAGAGAGAGGCAGGAGGGUGGGGGGGUAGGGGAGGUGGGGAUGGACAUCCAGCGCCUGGGUGAUAUCUGAGCCCGUACGUAUGCGUUUGGGGCUGGGAGUUGUGUGGGGAUCGGGGUGGGAUUUGGUGGUGGGAAGGGAAUGGGCGGAAGAGAACCGUAAAUCGAGCAGUGUGCACAUUGGGUCCAUUGGGGUUGAGGCGCGUGGGAGGGGUCGCCACCCUGGUUCCCACACCCGGCGUAUAGCCCCCCCCACCCCACCCCCAGUCAAUUGACACAGGGUCGGGGAAAGAGAAGACCAGGGGUCUCCAUGUUUGCUGGGACUUCCACUGGGACCACUGUUCCCUCCUGGCUCCUCUUCACAGUUAGUGUUACUGCUAAAUUUGCACAAUUUACGAUUUAAAAAAAAGGAAGAAAAAAAUAGAAAAAAAGAGAAAUAUUUCCACUUUUAAAAUGAUUGAUAUAGAAUUGAGUUCCAUGAGCUUUGAUAUUUCCAAUGUUCUGUGCCAUUGUUUUCAUUUAAAUGUUCUUCAGUGAAAUACUUGUUAGUUGAAUUGUGUGGUAUAAUUUAAAUGUAACAUGCCUCGUGACUGAUGGUGACAUAAGGUUUUACAAAAUAAAGAACGAAACUGUCUUGCGAUUUGGGGUUUGGGGGGGUGGGGGUAAACCCAGGAGGAGGUUUCUGAGAAGAAUGUGAGGAGAAAAGAGUGAGGGAUAAAUAGAGAGUGAAAGAGAGAGAGAGAGAGAGAGAGAGCACAAAAUGGGCCUUGUGGGAAAGGACAACCUCAAAAUUAGAACCAUGAUUUUCAGUUUCUAAAACCUCAAUCCAUUAGUUUUACUCCUCCUGAUGGUAUCCAGGGUAACCAAAGGACUUAGUCAUUGUCAUUUAGUUGUUUUGGGAGGGGCUGUGGAUGAGGGAGGGUGAUGGAAGUUCAGGAAAUUAAAAUGGCUUCCUUUGCCAGUGGUUUCAUUGGGGAGCGUCGUUUCAGAAAUCCUCCUCUUAAGAAAAAAAAGGUGACCACGCUUGUAAUUUUGCUUCUAAUCUCAUACAGACUUUUUUAAAAAUCUUAAAUUAUUUUGAGUGUCAGUAUGCACAAGUCAUCGUUGACAGGGUUAGACACCCCCCCCUUCAUGAGGAAAUACUCCUCCCCUCCCUGACACCACCAUUUAAGCCAUCCUGACUCCUAAGAGACAGAAGUCACUGCCGAGAAGGGAUGUUUGGUCCCCAAAUCCUGAAAAUAGGGGUCCACAACCUUUUUUAUGCCAUUGACCAAUACUAUUAAGCAAGGGGUCGAUGGACCACAGUUUGGGAACCCCUGCUGUAAGCAAUCAGAACCCACCCUAUACUUUUUCCUCUAAUUAUGCUUGAUUUUGAAGUGUUAUGAAGGAAACGAUUGUACUGUUGUCUUGCUACUUGUUUAAUGCUCUUGGAUGGCCAGUCAAAGCUCCUCUCAGGGAGUGCACAUUUUUCUUCUUUAACCCAGACGUAUCUGAAUGCCACUGAUUAGGGUUCAACGGCCUGGCCCGGGGGUGGCCGUGUUUCUAUCAAGUAAGGAGCCUAGGUUUUUUUUUAAUUUAAUUUAUUCAGGGAAUGUUUAUUCCCAUCCAUGUUUUUGCGGGGUGGUGCUGGUUGUGGGGCACUUGAUGUUGCCUGCUUCAAGAGGCUGUUGAGGAGUCGAGUUUAACAUCAGAGGCACAAAGGAGACUGCAGAUGCUGAAAUGUAGGGCAGAGAGAAACGAAGUUCGGGAGCAAGCCUGCAGAGCGAAACCUUCGUGGAUGCUGCUUGGCCCUCUCUGCUUAGACCAUAAGGUGUCGGAACAGAAUUACGCCAUUCAGCCCAUCGAGUCUGCUCCACCAUUCUGUAUUAUCUCCCUCAAUGCCAUUCUCCUGCCUUCUUAACCUGUCGAUCUCUGCUUUCAAUAUACCCAAUGAGUUGGCCUCCAUGUGUCUGUAGCAACGAGUUCCACAGAUUCACCACCCUCUGGCUAAAGGAAUUACCACUCAUCUCUGUUGUAAAGGGAUAUCCCUGUAUUCUGAGGCUGUGCCCUCUGGUCCUAGAUACUCCCAAAUACAGGAGACAUAUCUUCCAUGUCCACUCUAUCUGAGUUCAACGAGAUCUUCCCAUUCCUCUCAUUCUUCUAAAUUCCAGCGAGUACUGGUUCUGAGCCAUCAAACACUCCUCAUUUGUUAACACUCUCAUUACCGGGAUCAGUCUCGUGAACCUCCUGUAGACCAUCUCCAAUACCAACACAACUUUUCUCAGAUAAGGGGCCCAGAACUGUUCAUGAUACUCCCAAGUGUGGUCUGACCACUACCUUACAAAGCCUUGGAGCCUGUUCAGCAGUUUGUGUUUGGCUUCAAACAUUGCAUCAGUGUGGGAACUCGAGUCAUGUUUCCUCAGGGGCUGGGUAAAAAUUGCUGGUUUCUUGGUCUAGUGUUAAAUUAACCAGCGAGGGUGGUGAGGCAGCUUCAGAAACUCUGUCAUUGAGACUGGCAAUUUAAUCGCCAGAUUCUUUCCAAAGGAGGAAUUGGAUUCAAAUUCAGUUUCUCAGUUGCUGCCCUGAGAUUAUGUCUGGACGGUUAUCCCAGUGAAAUGGGCACCAUUUAACUAGUCAUGAAAACUUAAUGCGAUGGGCAACUUGACUUGCCACCUUUCACCUUCUCUGCCCCGGGCUGAUAGACUGAGAAUGCCUCAGUCUAGAGCCCUGCUUGACAGCAAUAUUCCAGCGUGUUUCUGGAGAACUUUAGGAGUCAGCGGAGUGGAAUUUCAAUAAGCUUGGUGUUGUGGCUUGGCUCUGAAAUCCCUUUUCAUCGCCUGCCCCAUCCCAAGGAAGGAACGUGUAGAUCCUUCAACAUCGCCUUAUCAAGUUUGCAUAUUUACUCGUCCAUUACUUGGGGAAGGGGUACUAGCUGACAGGUGAGGGGGGCCUGGGUGGGAGGGAGCUUCUUCUUCCCCCCUCCCCCAAGUCUUAUUCUGGUUUCUGCCCCCUUCCUUUCUAAUACUGAUGAAGGGUCGCAGCCUGAAGCGACGAGUAUUUAUUCCCCUCCAAAGAUACUGCCUGAUCUGCUGAGUCCCUCCAUCAUUGUGUGUGUGCUGCUGGAGAUUUCCAGCGUCUGCCAGAAUCUCCUGUGUUUAAGACAGACCAGGAUAUCUAUGUUCAGAAGUGUUGAUUAAAGGUUAAGCAUUUCUCCAGGACAUCUGAUUCACUCCUUUCAAAUAGCACCAGAGGGGAUUUUUUGUGUCAAACCGAGCAGGUAUUUGGGGCUUGAUCUAACCUUUCUGACCGGCCCCAUGUUCUGUACAUCACUGGGCCACCAUUUUGCAUUGUCUGUCCAAGGUGCUAAGGUGAAAUUUGAAAUCACUACCUCCUUGUGAGUGUAUUCAGUCAGAUAGGGAGCAUCUAUUGGAAGAGAUGCCAAAAUAUUGACACCUGAAGCUGUCAGUAAUCAUACUUCCCAUGUACUGUACCUACAUCCCAUGCUAAUAGUUCCCUGAGGAUGUAAAGGCAACUCAGUUUCUCCUGUGACUCAAACUCCCACUGGGUAAUAAAUGCCUUCAGAAAUGGGGCAGAGAUUCUGGUCACCAGCUAUCUUUCAGUUCAAGUUCAGUCCAGCUCACUCACCAAAGAUACUUGAUUCUGAAGUUCUUUGGGCAAUUUGAGUAGAGUAGGAAUGAGACAUUGAGGUUAGGUUUAGGGAGAGACAGCACGGUAACAGGCCAUUCUGGCCUAAUCCAGCCAAUUACACCCUUGUGACCAAUUAACCUACUAACCUGUAUGGGAGGAAACCGGAGCAAACCCAAACAUACAAUCUCCUCACAGAUAGCGGCAGGAAUUGGCCUUGGGUUGCUAGCAUUGUAAUAGCGUUAUGCUAACUGUAAUGUUACCUGUACCAACUUCUACCUGGUGUUGAGCAUUGCACUGGGAACUGAGUCUGAUUGAUCUGCUAGACCAAUGGGAACCGGACUGGAGAACGAUAGGAACAUUGCUACGGUGGAAACUGAGAUAACAGUUCCCCACUUCAUAUUAGAUGCCAGACUUGGGGGGAGCUCCAUUUAUUGGGCUGUUUGGGGGUGAGCAAGAUUUUUUUUAAAAAAUGAAUGUCGUUCUCUGUUUAUAACUGGUUGGGAUUAAUCAUUCAUUCCUCUGUGGGAGAGCCUCACUGUGUUUAAAAAAAAAUUACAGCUUGAAUCCUUCGGCCAGUUCCAAAGGCCUGAAUCACUAUGUAAUCAUUUUCUUCCCCAGCUGCCUCACAGUUCACACACUGACCAGCCUGUGGUGAGUUGUCGAAGAUGCC